This is a messenger RNA of Dioszegia hungarica, 3579 nucleotides long. RefSeq lists its product as uncharacterized. The record is from RefSeq and is a predicted model, not a curated record. The coding region runs from base 1 to 3579 and encodes 1192 amino acids. NCBI's taxonomy places the organism in Eukaryota, Fungi, Basidiomycota, Tremellomycetes, Tremellales, Bulleribasidiaceae. The transcript is spliced from 9 exons.
AUGGGGCUCUCAUCCUGGUUCACCUCGUCCAGUGCCGACUCCCGGCCCUCGCCCGCAUCUACGGGGGCUGACGAAUCGCCCCGCUCAUCUAGUUCUCCCUCCGAUCCUCGAAGGGACACCUCCACCGGUCCUCCAUAUACUCGUAGUGUCGCUAGAGAGCCGCUCUCCGACCUUUCAGAGCAUAUGAUAUUCAGGCGAUCUGGAUCAUCCGGAACCGAGCCCGCGGGCACAGGGAGCCGGAAGACAGAAGCGGGCCAAGAGCUUGAGGCGCUGAGGAAGGCAGCAGCGGUGGCGGAAGUAGUGGAUGGUCUACAUAGCAACAACUUCGUCGAGUCUGAGAGCGAUACACCCUUACAAUCCCUCAACGCCCUCCUUGAGGCCGCCUAUACCCAUAGCAGCUCCAAGACAAGCUUCAUCCCUCCUCCCUACAUCGUCGACGAGCCUCCUCGUCAGCGAUUCGAGUCGGUCCUCCCACCCGCCCUGGUGGACUUCGCCGCCCGCUACCCUCUCACUACCAUCGCCUCCCUCGGCGCACUCGGGACAGGUGUCCUGCUCGGUUCCGGACUGCUCACAGCCCGCCUGAUCCGCGGUGCUUCGCGAGCUCGAGCGCUACCUCAUGGUCUCGAUGCGAGGCUCGACGACCUCGAACGCCGGCUCGUGGACCAUAUCCGAGUGGCAAGCAUCAAGAAUCAGACGGGGUUGGAUGCCCUGUUCAAGGCCGUGGAUAAGGGCAAGGCUGCUCAGAAGGGGAUGGCGGAGACGGCAUUGAAGGGCAAGGCGGCACAGAUGGCCAUGUGUGCCUCGGCUUUAAUCGCGCCGGCGAUGGACGAGGCGAGGCUAGGACAGGUGGUCAGGCAGGCGCUGGAGGAUGUCUUGUCAGCAAAGGGGUGGUCGCUCCCUUCCAAGGAUCGGCCUGAGGCGGAAGAGGUGAUGGGCAAGCGGAAUAUCAGGACAUUGAACUCAUCGAUGGAUCGCUUACACACCCUUACCGCUAGCGUCCUGGACGAGCUCAAGCUUCUGCGCGCCGCUCAGGCGACAACGCCGGUCUCGACCGCCCUCAAAGCAAAAGAGGAGGGGAUUAUGAGCUUGAAGGAAGUGGCGGAAAUGGUCAAGCGGGUCCAGGAGGCGAGCAGCACCGCCCGGAGCGACAUCGAUGUAAGGGAUCCCGUCAAUGGGGUUUCUGACGUCAACGAGGCAGAGCUGGCGGAGGCGGAUGCUGUCAAUAGGGCGAUCUGCGUUUAUGAUCUGCCAGGAAAGGAGAAGGCGGGUGCCGUGGUGGCGGAAGAGGUCGGGAAAGCAGUCAAGACGAAGAAGAAGAAGAAGGCGAAGGCAGCUGCAGGGGUGGCCGCAGCAGAGACGGGAAACGAGCAAUCACUGCAAUCGGCCGACCCGUCCCCCGAGUCCGUCGAUUCCGCUAGCUCGGUCGAUCCAGCUCUCCCGGACAGGCCGCUCAAGGGAGAGGCUAUCGAUCAUGCGGUAGCAUCCUUCAUUUCGGCCCAGACACCUCAAACUGAGGCUUCGCAGCCCGAAGCCGAGCCUGCCGAUCUACCGAACCAGACCCCGAUACCGCCCCAGGGGGACACACCGGUACCGCGCAAGGCCAAGGCCCGGAAAGCCACACCACUCCCACCUUCGGAGCCGAUUGCGGAGCGGGAGUCCAAGGCCGAGGAGCCAGCCGAGCAGACUCCUGCCAGUUCCUCUCAGCCGCUGGGCAUUGACGAGACGGGCGCCUGGUCCUUCCGUAUCGUGGGGUCGUACCAUGACGGAGCUGGGCGGGACUGGCAAGAGCUGAACAUCGUGCUUCAGAGAGAGAGGGACGUCGUCGACGAGAUCCAGAUGGGCAGAUGGGGUCCAGAGUACUUCCUGGCAAAGGCAGUAUCGUCGCAGUCCUUGCAAGCAUUCGUACUCUUCACGGCCGAGGUGGACGUCAUCAGGCUCGACGAUGGGAUAUGGCGGUGCGAACGGAGCGGCGCGGGCUCCAGCUCUCGAUGCAAGCGGGACCAAACGCGCAGAGAUCAUCUCGACUGUUUGCCGAGCGUUAACCGUUGUCUCCAUCCCUGCCACCUUUCCCCACCUCUUUUGUUCCAGAACGAUCGCCUUAUCAGCUCAUUCGGCCCCCAAUCGGCACAUACGAUGACCCUUGAAGUCCCGCCGCGCUUGCCAGGCCGCCAAAUCUCCGGCGGCGGUGGUGGCAAUUUUGAAACGUUUGCCCCUUUGUUUCAAACGCACCAUCGAGCCUUUUCCUUGGCUGUCGCGACGAUGCCGCUCUCACCUAUGGACCAGCUGCUCCACCCCACCCGACUUCCACUUCCCUCUCCCACUCCCAUUAGACCUCAUCCCUUCAGCGCCCACGAUCCGUUGGUGCCUGGCGGAACAGCCCGUCUGCUUCACUGGCGAAAAGGCAUCUUGGAAUGCGACUGCAUGUCUGCUCAAGGCUUUCGCCACUUCAUUCCCAGCUCCGAGAGCUGUCCUUGGCCUUCGGACGCCAUGGACACCCAUUCUACCACCGUUACCAGCGCCAGCGUUGGCCAGAAGAAUAGCGGGAAACACUGGCCAAGUCCUAGCGUUGCCCUAGUGGGUCUCGGCCUGGGCCUGGCACUAGGCGCCGGCUUAGUCCUUGCUGUUAAGAGACGUCACAUCACCCCCGCAGCACUCUUCGAUGCUCGGCGUACCAUCAUGGGGCUCAGCAGGGUCGGCCACGCGGCGGCAGUCGUAGCUAGCGUUGGCCGCAAGAAGCUAUUCGGAGGGCGUCUUCUUAGGUCUCAAGGGACCAGAUCUGUCUCUGAGCACCUCCAGGGCCUCUCCAUCUUGAGCGUCCUCCAACCUAUGUUCUGGGCCUUGGUGCCCUCUUUCCUGUACAGGAAGCCGGUCCUGCAAAGGAAGCCGGCUUCCCCGGCGUCACCUCCUGUACAAACACUUCAAGAGAUCACAGACGACCUCUUCCCUGCCCUCGCUAGCCGCGCGCCCUUCCCCGACUACACGAAUACCCACAUCUUCCUUUCAAACAGGGUCAUCCCGUCCCCCAGCCCAGAGUCGCCUCUGCCAGACCGGAUCCCCAGUACAUUCCCGUUAUUGCCCAUCUCGUAUGAUCCGCUCCUUCACCCUCUACUGCAUCUUGACCCUCCCAUCCCAUCCUCCGCCCCCCUACUCCACGGUCCAUCGUCCACCCAGCCACCGCCGCCCAUUCAUCCGUCAUUAAGCGGACACCCGUCCACCGCAGCUCCAGCUCAAUCGGCCCACCGCAUCAUCAGCUACGACGACUACUUUGUCUACCUCGAUGCCCAGCCUACUCCGUCCAUUAUCCCGGCGAAGCCUGCAUCAGCUCCACCCAUCAUGGACCCUCCUGGUUCCCCGCCCGGACCUGCAGCUGAAGGCACGCCAGCCGGGCGCUUCUCUAGCAGACUUAGCAGGGCGUUGUCAGCGCAAGGCCGGAGGGCAAAUCGGUCGCGCAGUAUGGGAGCAAUGAGGACCGGGGAGGGGUUGAGAAUAGUCAAACCGAGGGAGAAUACGGGAAGGGCAGAGCGACCAUGGGCUUUGCCGGGCAUCUUCCGCCGCAAUAUCGGUCUCGGUGCUAAGUGA